Molecule: messenger RNA, 1063 nt
Organism: Zingiber officinale
Lineage: Eukaryota; Viridiplantae; Streptophyta; Magnoliopsida; Zingiberales; Zingiberaceae
Product: mRNA turnover protein 4 homolog
Exons: 8
Coding region: 128-814 (228 amino acids)
Biological process (GO): rRNA processing; ribosomal large subunit assembly; ribosomal large subunit biogenesis
Cellular component (GO): nucleolus; preribosome, large subunit precursor
Molecular function (GO): RNA binding
Source: RefSeq, a predicted model, not a curated record
UCCGUCACAACAUUUGACUCUUUGUCCGAUGCCCUAAUUUGUUAUAUAAACGAUUCCGAGACAGCCGUUCUAAAACCCUUGGCGAAGAGCAAAAGGCGGCGUAGAGAAGCAAAUCCUCCCCGCGAAGAUGCCGAAAUCUAAACGCAACCGGCCCGUGACCCUGUCGAAGACGAAGAAGAAGGGGAGGGAGCACAAAGAGGCCAUCGUGAACGCUAUCAAGGAGGCGGUUGAAUGUUACCCUUCUGCGUACGUAUUUACUUUCGAGAAUAUGAGGAAUCAGAAAUUCAAGGAGUUCAGAGAUCAGCUCAAGUCCAACAGCAGAUUUUUUCUUGGAUCGAACAAAGUGAUGCAGUUAGCUUUAGGGCGGUCCGUAGCUGAUGAAGUCAAGCCUGGCAUUUAUAAACUUUCUAAAUUUAUUCGUCAUGAUGCUGGGCUUCUCUUCACUAAUCUCUCUAAAGAAGAAGUUGAGAGAGUAUUCAGGGAGUAUGAAGGAUAUGAUUUUGCAAGGAUGGGGUUCAUAGCUACUGAAAAGGUUGACUUGAAAGAAGGUCCAUUGGAGCAGUUCACACAUGAAAUGGAGCCAUAUCUUCGGAAACAGGGUGUUCCAGUUCGCUUAAAUAAAGGAAUCGUCGAACUGGUUUCGGACUUUGUUGUGUGUGAAGAAGGCAUGUCUUUGUCACCAGAAGCAGCUCGCACAUUGAGGUUGCUUGACAUUAAGAUGGCAACUUUUCGCCUUCAUCUUUUGUGUCGUUGGACACCUGAAGAUUUUGAGGUUUACAGAGAGGACUUGGAUCACUCUGAUAUGGAGUCUUAACUGCGGCACUCCUACAGUCAGCAUCAAGAUUAUUGAAGUCUACUGAGAGAUUGUCACUAUAGGAAAUUGUUUUAGUUGGGCUUGCUUGUUUCUUAGGAAACAAAAUAUGCUAUGUUAUUGUGUAUCAUUAACAUAUGUGUACUGCGUUGUGUAGCAAUGCAGAAUUUUCCUACUCCAAUUAGGAGUGAUCUGAGUGAUCCAGUUAAAUUGUAGAUCUUCUUUGCGCUAAUUAUCUACUAUUUAUUAAUA